Molecule: messenger RNA, 3174 nt
Organism: Lizanozyma spartinae
Lineage: Eukaryota; Fungi; Ascomycota; Pichiomycetes; Serinales; Debaryomycetaceae
Exons: 1
Coding region: 1-3174 (1057 amino acids)
Cellular component (GO): membrane
Source: RefSeq, a predicted model, not a curated record
AUGAGUCUUCCUCAAAGCCAGUUCGAUGGCCAUAAUAGGCGCAAACCUUCAAUGUCUGAAGCGUUUGUUAGUUCCUUUAAAGAAUCUGGUGGGUUUGAAUUCGGUGGUAGAAGUUAUAUAUCUGCUUCGUUAAAUCGUCAAAGUAUCUCUGCUGCCAGUCAUUCGCCUCAAGUGUUCUCCGGUUACGAUGUUCAUCAAGAAUCUGCCAAUUUGGCUCGCAUAGGUCUUACGGAUCCCGACAGCGAAGGAGCGUAUGAUACAGUUCUGGAUAAAGAUACUCCAGAUGUGGCUGAAGUAAAUGAAGAUGAUGGUGACGAUUCUUCAACUUAUUUGGGAUCUUCUCCUCCAAUAGCAAUCAUGGGUUCAGGUAAUAAUGAACUGCUGCUGUCUGUUAUGAGGAAAGCAUCUAGAAAGAACUCACCUAGUAGUGGCAAACAGUACAUUCGGUACACUGAUGACACCGAUAUCAAUAAACGGCCCUCUCAAGUAGAUGAGGAAUCGGCUAUUGACACUUCUACGACUCCCUUGUUAACUGUGGCUGAUGGUAGAUAUUUAGCACCUCCAAUUCAUGAACCAAUGGCGGCCUCGGGUGGUGGUUCUAUUGGUAUUCUUGGUAAAGCCAUGAAACCUUUGAAAUAUAUCCCUGCGGUAUUCCUAGGAACUUUACUUAAUAUCUUAGAUGGGUUGUCUUAUGGUAUGAUCAUGUUCCCAAUAAGUGAAGCUGUGUUUUCAGGUUUAGCUCCAGUUGGACUUUCAAUGUUUUAUCUCUCAACUAUUGUGUCUCAAUUGGUUUAUUCCUUGGGGUUAUCAGCAUUUAAUUCCGCCAUUGGGUCUGAAAUGAUUGAAGUCACACCUUUUUUCCAUACUAUGGCCUUAUCUAUUGCUGCUGAUUUCAAUUAUCAGAAUAAAGAAGGCAUUUUAGCUACUACCAUUGUGGCAUAUGCUCUUUCAUCAAUAGUUACAGGUUUGACGUUCUUCCUUUUGGGUAAAUUGAAAUUGGGAGUCCUUGUGGGUUUUUUCCCUCGUCAUAUCUUGGUAGGCUGUAUUGGUGGUGUGGGGUAUUUCCUUAUAGCCACUGGGGUGGAAGUAAGUUCUCGUUUAGAAGGAGGAUUACAGUAUAAUUUGCCCACAUUGCAAUAUCUUUUCCAAAAUGCAAUCAUCAUAUCUGAAUGGACUAUUCCUUUAAUCUUGACUAUUAUUUUGGUGGUUUUACAACAUCGAAUUAGUAACUCACUUUUGGUCCCACUUUAUUUCAUUGCUGUGUUCGUCUUAGCUCAUUUGAUCAUCAUUAUAGUUCCCUCUUGGUCUCUUGAAUCUGCUAGAGACUUGGGUUUCGUGUUCCCAGCAGUGGAAAGUGGUCUUCCAUGGUACGCAUUCUAUGAACUCUACAAAUUCGGUAGUGUUGAUUGGUGGAGUAUAUUUAAACAAAUCCCAACUAUGCUUGCAUUAACUUUUUUUGGUGUUUUACAUGUCCCUAUCAACGUUCCAGCCUUAGCAGUGACUGUGGGUAUGGACCAAUUUGAUGUGGAUCGUGAAUUGGUGGCCCAUGGGUACUCCAAUGUCUUGUCAGGUUUAAUGGGUUCAAUUCAAAAUUAUUUGGUGUACACCAACUCAGUGCUUUUCAUUCGUGCUGGUGCUGACGAUAGCAUUGCUGGUGUCAUGUUAGCCAUUGCAACUGGUCUUGUCAUGGUAGCUGGUCCUGUGGUGAUAGGAUACAUUCCAGUUUGUGUGGUGGGGUCAUUGAUCUAUUUAUUAGGUUAUGAAUUACUCAAAGAGUCCCUUUGGGAUACUCGUGGUAGAUUGAAGAAAAUCGAAUAUACUACAGUGGUGAUCAUUGUUGUGACCAUGGGUGCAUUAGACUUUGUGUUGGGGAUUAUUGUGGGUAUCCUUUUGGCAUGUCUUUCAUUUGUUGUUGAAGCUGCUAGGACUCCAGUUGUCAGUGGGAUUUAUCGUGGUUCCGUGGUUCGUUCAACGGUUUUAAGACACGUGAAACAACAAGAUUUCUUAAAGGAUGUUGGAGAUCAAAUAUGUAUUAUUAAAUUACAAGGAACCAUUUUCUUUGGCUCAAUUGGUGGAGUCGAAGAUACCAUUCGGAAGAAAUUCGAAGAUCAAAGUUUCCAAAGACACCCUAUUAAAUAUCUUAUAGUUGAUAUGAAGAAUGUCCAAAGUAUUGAUUUCUCUGCUGCAGAAGGGUUUAGAAGAAUCAUGAACUUACUUAAUGAGUUUAAUACUCAAUUGAUAUUCUCAUCUGUAUUUGAAGAUGAUGAUAUUAUUGUUGCUUUACGAGAUGCUGGGCUAUGGGACGGAGAUAAUGAUAUUAAAUUGUUUAAUUCCUUGAACUAUGCAUUGGAAUGGUGUGAAAAUGCAUUUUUACAAACCUAUAAAUCAGUUCAAAGUAUUAGAAGAAUUCCUGUGGGUGGUGGUGGUAGAUCAUCAUCAAUGUCAAGACAUAAUAGUCAUUCUUCUAAUUCUCCAUCUUCCGGUAUCAAUGUAGGAGUCUCAAGUUCAAGCUCUGGACUUCCAGCAUUCAACAGUAACACUGGUUCACCAUCUUCAGGUCCACAAGCAGCCAGAAAUCUUCAGAAUGCAUUUACAGUGGGUACUCCGAGAACCAAUCAAGUUUUCCAGGCAGCUGCUAGAACCGUUAGAGAUGAACAAAAGAUUCAUAAUCGAUAUUUACCCAGUGGGAAUGCAAUUACUCCAGAUAAUUCCUUCAAAAAGCAACCAUUACCACUUUUAAUGAUUAUUUUCCUGGGGGUUAGUAAGAGAGAUGAAGAGUUUUGGUCAAGAGCCACCAAAUUCUUUGUGAAGGAGAAAGUCCCCGUUGAUCUUGAAUUUUAUAAUACUGCAAGAGAUUCACCAGCUAUUUUCUUAGUUGAAAGUGGAUUUAUUCGUCAAGUAGUUGAAUUUGAAAAUAGUGAAGGGAACACGAUUCAUAGUUCUAUCUUACCCAUGACUGCAUUUGGAAAUUUGUUCCCUGACAGUGAACAUAUGAAUGUUUCUUAUACUACAGUCCAAGAUUCGGUUGUAUGGAAGUUAUCACUGGAAAGAUUAACGGAACUUAUUAAGGUCCCUGGUGGAGCCGAAUUAUUCCAAGAGUUGUGUCUUAUUCAAAACCAUAUUCUAAGUGAACGCUUUGAUGCCUUGUCGUCCAAUAUUCUUAUCACGGGAUAA